AUGAAGCUUAUUAGUGCUGUUGUGCUCGCCCUCGUCUCUGUGGCUAUGGCUUAUCCCACCGGCAUCAGCAAUGCUCAACUUGUGAGACGUCAGGACCUUCAGCAUGACGUUGAUCCCAGUGUACCGGCCAUGUCAGAUGCCAGCGGUAACGUCGUGCCAUUCAGCAGCACUUCUGUUUUCAAAGGUGCCGCUGCCAACGGACAAUGA
Sordaria macrospora k-hell is the source of this 207-nucleotide messenger RNA. RefSeq lists its product as uncharacterized. NCBI's taxonomy places the organism in Eukaryota, Fungi, Ascomycota, Sordariomycetes, Sordariales, Sordariaceae. The record is from RefSeq and is a predicted model, not a curated record.